Molecule: messenger RNA, 1383 nt
Organism: Penicillium malachiteum
Lineage: Eukaryota; Fungi; Ascomycota; Eurotiomycetes; Eurotiales; Aspergillaceae
Exons: 7
Coding region: 1-1383 (460 amino acids)
Biological process (GO): amino acid transmembrane transport
Cellular component (GO): vacuolar membrane
Molecular function (GO): amino acid transmembrane transporter activity
Source: RefSeq, a predicted model, not a curated record
AUGACUGCGUCGGAGGUAGCUCACAACAGCCCGCCAGAGAUGGAGGUAUACAAUGACUCGUCAGAAGCUGAGAAGUACCCCGAGAAGCCUGAUCUCGGAGAGAUUGAUCCGUUUGGAAAUGAAGAAUCUGGGGAAGUGAAGUAUCGUGUUAUGAAGUGGUGUCCUCGUCUAACUCAAUUGUCAGUGAUGGUCGCGGAAAAUAUCUCACUUGGAAUCAUGUCUCUUCCUUCAGCCGUGGCAACUCUCGGCAUUGUCCCUGCCCUUCUCAUCAUUCUUGGCUUGUCUGGCAUCUCAUGGUAUACAGGCUAUGUAUGUGGUCAAUUCAAGUUGCGCUACCCCCAUGUGCAUAGUAUGGGAGAUGCUGGCGAGCUUCUCCUCGGCCCAAUUGGUCGAGAGAUUUGCUACGUCGGUCAGCUCUUGUUUAUUAUCUUCUUGAUGGCUAGCCACAUCCUUACAUUUACUGUCACAUUUAACACUAUCACCAACCACGGCACCUGCACCAUCGUCUUUGGAGUCGUGGGUCUGGUCGCGUGCUCUAUCGCUUCCCUUCCCCGAACAUCCGGAAAGGUGUUCAUGAUGUCCACUAUCUCCGCCAUCAGUAUUCUGAUCGCUACUAUUGUCACCAUGGUUUCAGUUGCAGUUCAAGCCCCAGAGCACGUCGUGAACGAUGUCACCACCUCGCCCACCUUUUCCGACGCUUUCCUCGCCGUGACCAACAUCGUUUUCGCUUUCAUCGCCCAUGUGUCUUUCUUCGGUAUCAUUUCUGAGAUGGAGGACCCACGGCAGUUUCCUAAGUCCUUGGCUAUGCUUCAAGUUGUUGAUACCACCAUGUACGUUGUGUCGGCAAUGGUCAUAUAUGUGUAUGCAGGACCAGAUGUGGAAUCUCCUGCUCUCUCCUCUGCCGGACCUCUGAUGAAAAGAGUUGUCUAUGGUUUGGCCAUCCCAACGGUCAUCGUUGCUGGUGUGGUCUUUGGCCAUGUGGCAUGCAAAUAUAUCUAUGUUCGAAUCUUCCGUGGCGAGCGAUCGCACCACAUGCAUCAGAGGAGUUUCCUGGCCACGGGUACUUGGGUUGCUAUUUGCCUUAGUACCUGGACUAUUGCCUGGAUUAUCGCAGAGUCUAUUCCUGUUUUCAACGACCUGCUGAGUUUGAUUAGUGCUCUCUUCGGAAGUUGGUUCAGCUACGGUCUGCCUGCCAUCUUCUGGCUGCUCAUGAACAAGGGAGAAUGGUGGUCCUCGCCCAAGAAGAUCCUUUUAACAAUUGUUAACUUCCUUAUUUUGGGGAUUGCCUGUGCUAUUUGCGGACUGGGUCUGUAUGUCUCGGGCAAGUCAAUUCACGAUAGCUCAGACAGUAACAGCUGGACAUGUGCCAGCAACGCCAUUUAA